CGCCACCGCGUCACUUUGCGGGCGGAGAUUGGCCUGUGCUCAUCUCUCUGACUCUCCCCCUUGUCUCGUUCAGUCAACGCUCGGGCUUCAUGGUUCUGAUCUCGGCGCACGCACAGCCAGCCAUGCAAGCAUCACGAGCCUCUCCUAUCAGUGUGUUUGCGGACUGCUGCAUCCCGGCCGGACUCCGCAUAGGACCGGUGCCGGGCAUUUUCAAACUCGGGAAGUACUUGUCGGACCGUAAGGAAGUUGGACCCAAGAAAAAGAUCCGCAUCAUACGUGGGGAGUUCGUGGAAGAGUCGGGCUGCACCGGACCAGAGUGGAUCGGGUUCAUACGCGCUGCGAGGAACAGCCAGGAGCAGAACCUGGAAGCGGUCUCGGAUUUACCUGGCGGACAGAUUUUCUACCGUGUGCUGAGAGAAAUACCAGCCGGUGAAGAGCUGAGUGUGUGGUACUCGAACCCGCUGGCCCAGUGUUACGACAUCCCGACCACAGCCACUCCCACUCACGACGAAAAAGGUGAGGAGCGUUAUAUCUGCUGGUACUGCUGGAGAAUAUUCAAGUACCCCAACACGCUCAAGGCCCACGUGCACUUCCACUGCGCCCUGAGCAACGGACGCGGCUUCACGGACCAGGCCCGGGGCAGGUCCCCAAAAUCCGGAGACAUACCCAACACCUCCACCUCACCCAGGGUCGUCCACAACAACACGUCCAUCUCAGAGUCGGGACGGAGAUUCGUGUCUUCCUCCCCGUUCCCAAACAAAGUGGGCUUGUCCAAGAAGAGCCCCGAGGAACAGGACCGGGCUCUGGAUAUGAGCGUCACGUCGGCCAGGAACCACGGACACUUCCUCGGCUUCGGCGCCACUACGUCGGUGCUGAGCAGCAUGGGCUUCCACCCGGGCGUGCGCUCUGCGUUCAAACCCAUGGGCGUCUCCAAGGCCCCGGGCGCCGACCCCUCACGGGAGGAGUCAUCCAGCGGGAAACUCAACGGACUGGGGUUCAGCAAACAAGUGGGCCACGUGAAGUCAGUGCGCAACGUCAGCGAAUCUUUAAACAGCAGUAGCCAUCCCUCCAAGUGCGUGCCGGCCAUCGAAUCCAUAUCCCCGAUGGUGCCGUGUGCCAACCCCAUGCGGGGGUUCCCGCUAUUGCACCACAUAGACGACACCUCUGCGUUCAAGCACGUUGACGGUCGGAUGCAUACGGGCCUGUCUCCCUCCCGCUACCCACAAAUGGCACCGGGGCUCCAUUUCGAGAGGUUCUCAUUGCCCCAGUUCGACGGGGUCAAGCCGUACAACGCAGACUGCAACAUCCCUCUCAUGCCCUUCACGGUGUACAACGGGGAGCUGCUGUACAGCUCGCCUUAUUACCCCUUAAAGUUCCACUUCAGCAACCUCCUGAAGUACCCCGAGUCCAUGCCCUACUUCAGCGCGCCGUCUCUCAACCAGGACAUCGGUCAGAUCACCAACAUCGACCGAGAGAUCGCGAUGCACACACAGCAGCUGUCCGAAAUCGGCGUGGAGAAGAACAGGACGAGGAUCGAGUCGGGGACCGCGGGCCACUUGCAGGGCUCAACCGGCAAGCCCAAGAAGGGCCACCUGUGCCUGUACUGCGGGAAGCUGUACUCUCGGAAAUACGGACUGAAGAUACACAUGAGGACACACACGGGCUACAAGCCCCUCAAGUGCAAGGUGUGCUUCAGGCCGUUCGGGGACCCGAGCAACCUGAAUAAACACAUCCGCCUGCACGCAGAGGGGAACACGCCGUACAGGUGCGAGUUCUGCGGCAAGGUGCUGGUGCGCCGGCGGGACCUGGAGCGCCACGUCAAGUCCCGGCACCCAGGGCAGACGCUGAAGAAGAACGAGGACAAGGUGGACGACAUGUUCGAGGAGGACGCCGAGCAGAAGAGCGACAACGACAGCGACGUGGACGUGUGCUUCACGGACGACCAGAGCGACCAGGAGUCCGGAAAACACAACGAUGAGUUAUGAGCGUGGCGUCCCCUCGCAACGUCCGACUCUUCCGUGUAGGCCCAUUUGGGAGAAUUAAAGAAAAAAGCGAUUACCAUUAAUCCCCCCCUUUUUGUAAUUUAUGUCGUCAACCCCCGUGAUUAAAUAUUUAUGAUUGAAAACCCUUGAGAUGUAACAUGUGGUUUGCAUCUGCAUUCCAUGAGACGAGAUGUGGUCCAAGCCCAUGAUAGGGUCUGAUUAGGGUCCUAGGGUCUGGGUAGUAGGCCUGCUAGGAACACGUGGACAUGCAUUGUUAAUAUAGGCUAUCUUAACGUUCACGGACCUGCAGAAGUAUUCAUCAGACUGCGACAGUUGCACUUUAAUCCUUAGUCAGGUCUUACAGUAGUGUAGGCCUCUUUACACCAAUAGGAGAGAGGGCCUCCUUCGGGAAUUUAUCUCGAAAACUGAUCUGCUCCCUGUAUUUGGACUGCACAGCAUCGUACUUAAAUUUGCACUUUCUUUGCGAGAAGCAGUCAGCAUUCCUGUCUCAUAAGUGAACGGACUGCGUGUAUAGGGAGAAAGCGUGGGGCGCCUGCCCCAGAAGCCUAUGUGUAAAGUGUACAGUAUGAUAUUUACAGUUCUGUGAGAGUGCUGUAUACGUUUGUUUAUAAGUGAUUUUCAUCCUGUUUACUAAAUUGUUCGUUUUUGAAUAAAAAACUGUUUUAAAAUACGUU
Molecule: messenger RNA, 2677 nt
Organism: Gadus morhua (Atlantic cod)
Lineage: Eukaryota; Metazoa; Chordata; Actinopteri; Gadiformes; Gadidae
Gene: prdm13
Product: PR domain containing 13
Exons: 4
Coding region: 90-1985 (631 amino acids)
Biological process (GO): regulation of gene expression
Cellular component (GO): nucleus
Molecular function (GO): protein binding
Source: RefSeq, a predicted model, not a curated record